CUUGUCUUAAACAAAGUAAAGAAGACAAGGACCAAACCAAAUCAUCAGAAAAUUUAGGUGUACAUAGCAACCAUUUCUCUGUUUUUCACAACACUCACAAAAUUUCUGUCCUUUUUUUCAUUUCCACUUUGUUUCUUUCUCCCAACCCUGUUCCAUUAAUUUCUACAACUAUUUGUACAUAGCCACUCCAAACUCUUCUUCCUUCUUCCACCAUAUCAAUAUUCAUGGCCACCACACCUUAUCCACAACCACCUUCACGUGCCUUUCUAGACACAAUACAAGAAAUCACACAAAUCUAUUCUUCACUUCCACCUAGACCUUCUAUAGAAGAAAUAGAAGCUGCAACGUCAACGCUUGACACUCUUAACAACGUGGAACAAACGAAACUCCAAGAAAUUGCAGUACAAGAAAAACCACAAGAUGUUCCUGAAGAUCUUUUCUAUGUUCUCCAACAACUCAAGAACACUAUGGUUCUUUUUCAAAGUCAUCAACAGAGAAAAGAAGCUCUUCACCUUCUUCAACUUGAUAAGAUGUUUCAAACCUUUGGUGAUCUUAUUCAAAGAGCUUCUGAAUUGGUUUCUCCUGAUGAAGAUAGGAAGAUAAAGAAACUUCCCACUUUAUAUGAAGAUGUGGUUAACUAUGAAAAGGAGGAAGAGGAAGAGCCACAAAAGAGUCAAGAUUUUGAAGGUGAAAAGGGUUCCUUAGUGCAUAAACCGUUUUUGUUAACAGGAGAUGGAAGCAUUGAGAAAUUGAGUCUUAUGAAAGUGGCAACUGUAAUUGAAAAUUGUGCUAAUAAUAAGGACACAGUCCUUGAGCUUAGAGGGAAAUUAGUGGAUCAAAUGGAAUGGUUACCACUAUCAAUUGGAAAAUUAUCUGAUGUUACUCAAAUAGACUUAUCUGAAAACAGAAUCAUGGCUCUUCCAACAACAAUUGUAGGUCUAAAGGCUUUAACAAAGCUUGAUCUUCAUUCAAACCAACUCAUAAACCUUCCAAACUCAUUUGGUGAAUUGAUAAACCUUAUAGAACUUGACCUACAUGCCAAUAAAUUAAAAUCACUUCCUGAUACUUUUGGAAAGUUGACAAAUCUCAUUGAUCUUGAUUUGAGUACAAAUGAUUUCACACAUUUGCAUGAGUCAAUUGGGAGUUUAAUCAGCUUAAAGAGAUUAAACGUUGAGACGAAUAAGCUUGAGGAACUACCUUUCACAAUUGGAAAUUGCACUUCACUAACUGUGAUGAAGCUAGAUUUCAAUGAACUCAAGGCACUUCCUGAGGCAAUUGGGAAGCUUGAGUGUUUGGAGAUUCUCACUGUUCACUAUAAUAGAAUCAAGAUGUUGCCUACAACAAUUGGAAAUCUAAGUAAUUUGAAGGAACUUGAUGUUAGUUUUAACGAACUUGAAUUCGUACCAGAGAAUUUCUGUUUCGCGGUUAGCUUGAAGAAACUAAACUUAGGAAAGAAUUUUGCUGACUUAAGAGCAUUGCCAAGAUCAAUUGGAAAUCUUGAAAUGCUUGAGGAGUUGGAUAUAAGUGGUGAUCAAAUAAAAGCUUUGCCCGAUUCUUUUAGGUUUUUGUCUAAGUUGAGAGUUUUUCGGGCUGAUGAGACUCCUCUUGAGGUACCACCAAAAGAAGUUGUCAAGUUGGGUGCUCAGGAAGUUGUGCAGUAUAUGGCUGAUUAUGUCUACAAGAGGGAUGCAAAACUCUUGCCAUUAAAGAAGAAAAGGAAGGGAUUUUGGUCAUGGUUUUGUUCCAUAUUUUGUCCUCAGCAGGAAUGAUGUUCAAACAAAACCAUGUUGUUGGUUCAUGUUUUCUCAAAUUAUAUUUCAUCUAUUGCAUAUGUUUGGAACACAUUGUUGUUUCUUGUAAACUGUUUUCUCAAGACAUGUUUUGGGUUUGCCUUGUAAAUAAGUGAUUUUAACAUUUGAUUUUGAUUUUCUGUUA
Medicago truncatula (barrel medic) is the source of this 1935-nucleotide messenger RNA. RefSeq names its product plant intracellular Ras-group-related LRR protein 5. The record is from RefSeq and is a predicted model, not a curated record. The coding region runs from base 225 to 1769 and encodes 514 amino acids. Gene Ontology annotation, cellular component: cytoplasm. The transcript is spliced from 3 exons. Lineage: Eukaryota; Viridiplantae; Streptophyta; Magnoliopsida; Fabales; Fabaceae. Gene Ontology annotation, molecular function: protein binding.